Danaus chrysippus (African queen) is the source of this 864-nucleotide messenger RNA. Lineage: Eukaryota; Metazoa; Arthropoda; Insecta; Lepidoptera; Nymphalidae. The record is from the annotation of a GenBank genome assembly.
AUGAAGUGUAUCUGCCUUAUCCUGGCUACAGCGGCUCUGGCUAGCGGUUUCGCUGUCAAAGACAAUGAGAUUGAAACGUCUCGUUUAAGUACAAGUGAUGAUCUUCUUAACAGUGUUAUAAGUGAUUGUUUCGGCACCGAUUCUCCUACGUCCUGCCUCAAAGUGAAGGUCUUAUCUUUCCUGGAUACGAAGUUGGGAGUGACUUCAGAAUCAGCGAGAGCAUUCGAUGAUAAUAAUAUAGAUAAAGUGAUCUUCGACCGCGUCGGAAGAAUCCUCAACUCAAACGAGUUCAGGGUUCAACUCCCGGAAUUCAUUUUCCAAAACGCAGAGAUUUCUUACCGAGCUGAUAGAGGAUUAGACGUUGACUUCCCCGAAACUGAGGCUGAAAAUGGCGAAGCUCGUGGUUUACUCAAGAAGAAACUGCUGCUGCCAGUUCUUCUUCUUCUCAAGCUGAAGAUGAAAGCGCUCAUGCCCAUCCUGGUUUCCAUCAUCGGCAUCAAAGCCAUCAAGGCUCUGAUCCUCAGUAAACUAGCCAUAGCCCUCGUCGUUGGAUUCCUCGUAUACAACCUCAUUAUGAAGAAAGGAGCUAUGCCAAUGAUGAUGCCUACUGAAGCUCCUCCCGCCGCUCAGUAUGGACCACCAGCUAACCAAUACGGACCACCCUCAACUCCUGCAUCAGCCCCUCAAGAUUCCUACAGCCCUCAAUGGGAGCCAGCAAGCUCUGGUCCUUACGCCAGGGUAUGGGACCCAACCCAGCUCGCAUACAGCUCGUACUACCCAGGAGAAUCAAGCUCCUCAUCUUCGAACCAAUCACCAAGCUACUCCAGCGUUUCCUCCAUAGCUUCAUCAUCAUCUAAUCCUUGA